Messenger RNA from Amaranthus tricolor (Joseph's coat), 5047 nucleotides. Its product is annotated as zinc finger CCCH domain-containing protein 19. The coding region runs from base 156 to 4742 and encodes 1528 amino acids. The transcript has 10 exons. Lineage: Eukaryota; Viridiplantae; Streptophyta; Magnoliopsida; Caryophyllales; Amaranthaceae. The record is from RefSeq and is a predicted model, not a curated record. Gene Ontology annotation, molecular function: DNA binding; metal ion binding; protein binding.
AAAAAAAGGAGACGAGUCUACUGCGUUUUCUAUUUUUUUGUGAGAAAAAGAAACUUAUAUAAGCCUAGGGUUUUUCUAUCCUCGCAUUUUCUUCAAUUCAAUUUCAGUUAUCAAAUCCUAGGGUUUUGUUUAUUGAUUCAAUCUAUUCUCUUUCAAUGGAGGACGAAGAUGAUACUGUGAAGUCAGUCGACGCGUUUCUUUCUGCUGUUGAAGAGCCAACGUCAGAGGGAGAACCUCAAGUUUCUGAGCAAUGCGACACCGUUUUAACUGCGGAAGAUGUAAUUGAAUCUCGUUUACCGGAGCAAAAUGUGGUGAAAGGUGAAAAUGUUGAGGAAUUGAACUUAGAGGAUACGGAAAUGCAAGAAUUGGAUGAAAAUGGCGUGAAAUUGGAAGAUUUGGAGGAGAAAAAGGAGGAAGUGGUAGAGGAGGGAGAUAAGGAAGUGGAUAACGUUAAAGAAUUGAAUGGGGAGGGCGCGAAAGUGGAAGUUGAUGGAAAGAAAAUGUUUGUGGAUGAUGAUGGAGUGAAAUUAGUGGAAUUGAAGAUGGGAAACAAGACGGUGAUUGAGGAAUUGCAAUUGGAGGAUUCAAAAGAAGAUAUUGUUGGAGAAAUAAGAGAGGGGUUAGUUGGCGAGGGUGUGAAAUUGGAAGAUUUGGAUAGGGAUACCGUGGUAGUGGUGGAAGGUGAAGUUGGAAUUGUGGAGGAUAUGGUGAAGGCAGAAGACGAUAAGGAGUCAAAAAAGGAGGAAGAACGAGGAGGAAGUGAGGACGAUUUGAAGGAGGAAGUAGUGGUGGGAGAAGGAGGAGGUGAGGAAGUUCCAAAGGAGGAAGAAGCGGUUGGAGAAGAAGAUGAUGAGGAAGAAAAGGAGGAGGAAUCGGUCGGAGAAGGAUGCGAGGAAGCCGUGAAUGACGAGGAGUUGGUGGGAGAAGGAGGUGAGGAAGCUGCCGAGGAGGAAUUGGUGGGACGCGAAGGAGGUGAGGAGAUGGAGGAUUUAGAGGCAAAUGUUGAUGAGGAGGUGCCGCAAGCUGUGGCUGAAGAGGAGGAAGAGACACCUGUCGCUGAGACAGAAAUGGAGACAGAAUCUGAGGUGGUAAAAAGUAACAGUGGCAGCAGUGGGAAACGGAGGCGUGGUAAGAAUGCUAAGGCAACCACUCCGGUGAAGGCGCCAGCAAGAAAGAUUGUAGGUGAAGAUGUUUGCUUUAUAUGUCUUGACGGAGGGGACCUAGUUCUUUGUGACAGGAGGGGUUGCCCUAAGGCGUAUCAUCCUUCAUGUGUGGAUCAUGAUGAUGAAUUUUUCAAAACAAAGGGUCGGUGGAAUUGUGGUUGGCAUCUUUGCAACCAAUGUAGAAAGACCGCUUAUUUUGUGUGUUAUACUUGUACGUUUUCAUUGUGCAAAGCUUGCAGUAAAGAUGCUGUUAUAUUUCCUCUUAGAGGUAGCAAAGGGCUUUGUGAGUCCUGCAUGAAAACUGUAACGAUGAUUGAAAAUAGUGAACAAAGCACGAUGGGUCAUUCAUCUUUCGACGAUAAAAGUAGCUGGGAGUAUCUCUUUAAGGAUUACUGGAUUGAACAAAAAGGGAAACUGUGCAUUACUUCAGAUGAGAUUGCGCAGGCGAAAAAUUCACGUAGAGAUUCUGAUGUAAACGAUAGACAGCAAACACCAGUUGAGUUACAUGAGGGUUAUAAUGAUGCUGGUACUGACUCUGACAGCUCUCUUGCAAAAAUAGAGGCGGCUAAUUCAAAAACAAAAAGAAAAAAAAGAAAGUCGAAAAAUGUGGAUUCUGGUACAGAAAGCUCUUCAGAGCCGGAGGCUGGCACAACGAGAAGAAAGAAAAAAAAAAGGUUGAAGUCCCAGGCUAAGGAGGAUUCAGAUUCAGAAAAUUCUUCUGGUAACCAAGUUACACCUGCUAAGAGGGGAAAAAGUUCCAGAAGGUUGAACAAGUCCCGCUCAAAGGAUUCUGCGACUGCAGCUGAUGGUGAACUCUAUAUGGAAGGCAAUUUUGAGUGGGCAUCAAAAGAGCUCCUGGAGUUUGUCAUGCACAUGAAAAAUGGUGAUGGAUCUGUUCUGAGUCAGUUUGAUGUACAAGGACUCUUGCUGGAAUAUAUAAAAAGAAACAAACUUCGUGACCCACGUCGACGAAGCCAGAUACUUUGUGACACAAUGCUUCAAAAGCUGUUUGGAAAACCACGAGUUGGUCACUUUGAAAUGUUAAAGCUGCUUGAAUCCCACUUUCUUUUGAAGGAGGACUCCCAUGCUUAUGAUAAUCGAGGAAGUUUUGUUGAUACUGAAACUAGUCAACUAGAUAUUGAUGACCACACUGAUUCAUUUUUGGAUUCUGGCAAAAGUAGGGGAAAAAAAUCACGUAAAAAAGGUGAAGAGAGGGGGCAGUCCAACCUUGAUGACUAUGCUGCCAUAGAUAUGCAUAAUAUUGACUUAAUUUACUUGCGCCGGUGUUUAAUGGAGUCCCUGAUGGAUGAUUCUGAAACCUUUCAUGAAAAGGUUGUUGGCUCUUUUGUCAGAAUAAGAAUUUCUGGCAGCAGCCAAAAGCAAGACAUUUACAGGCUGGUGCAAAUAGUUGGUACUAGCAAGGCACCUGAACCAUACAAAGUGGGUAAAAGGACAACUGAGGUCAUGCUUGAGAUUUUGAACUUGGACAAGACAGAGAUCAUAGCAAUAGAUACAAUAUCCAAUCAGGAAUUUACGGAGGAUGAAUGCAAGCGAUUGCGCCAGAGUAUCAAAUGUGGACUUAUCAACCGAAUGACUGUGGGUGAUGUUCUGGAAAAAGCAAGGGAACUGCAGGAAGUCAGAGUAACUGAUUGGCUGGAAGCAGAGAUACUGAGACUUACCCAUCUUCGUGAUCGAGCUAGUGAAAAAGGACGUAAAAAAGAGCUCAGAGAAUGUGUAGAGAAAUUGCAACUUCUGAAUAAACCUGAGGAACGCCAACGAAGGUUGAAUGAAUUUCCAGAAGUGCAUGCAGAUCCAAAAAUGGAUCCAAGCUGUGAGUCUGAUGAUGAAAAUGAAAUGCAUGAUAAGAGACAAGGUAAUAUGAGGCCUAGAGAUGGUGGGUUUUUCCGACGGGGCCGGGAACACUUUUCAUCACAGAAAGGAGGCUCUGCGUCGAAUGAUUCCUGGACUGCAAAUGCAAGACCUCCCAACAAGACUUGGGAGCCAAGCAGAAAUCUGUCUAGCCGGAAUUAUUCUAGCAGGAGGGAAGAUACUACUACUGCCACUCAGUUCAGUGAGCAUUCAUGGAGUAAUGGGGUCGACAAGGGGACACCUAAAUCAAAUAAUUGGGACAAGCCAAGGAUUACUCAGGAUACUUUGAUGACUCGAGCUGAACAAUCCGGAACGCGAUCAGACUUAUCUGUAACACAUACAUCGGAAUCUUCACAGCCUUUAUCCACUGCAGGACAAACUGAUGUGAAAGCAAAUGAGACAGAGAAGUCCUGGCAUUAUAGAGAUCCAACUGAUAAGGUCCAGGGUCCAUUCUCUAUGGCGCAGCUUCGUAAAUGGAGUAACACCGGAUAUUUUCCUGCCGAAUUGAAAAUCUGGAAAACCUCACAAACUGAAGAUGAUUCGAUUCUUCUAACAGAAGCAUUGGCUGGAAGGUUUCAGAAGGAGAUGCGCCCGGUAGGAACAAAUUUAGAUGUUGGCUCAAAGAACAGAAAUGCACCAUCUUCAAUGGAUACCUCCAAACUCUCGGGUGGAAGAUAUGGUUCCUCUAAUCUCCCAUCUCCAACUCCUUCCCGUAGCCCCUCUGCAUGGAGUGGGAAGCCAACGUCGAGUUCUUUCAAAUCAACUGGUCAAUUCCAAGGGAAUGAACGACUACCUUCUCCUACUCCAACAACACCUUCAUCUGAUCCAAGUGGUGUGGGCAGAGCAACUUUCUCUAAAGGUAAUGUAGUUGGGAACAAGCAAGAAACUGCAACGGCAUCUCUAGGAGCAGUUCAACCUGCUCCUGUUCCUGCUCAGUUUCUCUCGAAUUCUGGUAUGAUAAAUGUGCAACAAAUGUCCUUGCAGUCGGGUUUACAAGUAGCAAACCAACCAUUCGUCCCUCCUGAUAAAGCUAUGAACCCAACAAAUUUAGGUCCCCAUGCUUCCGCAGCUCAGGGCUUCUCAAACAUUGUCCAACCUGGCACUGGGCAAGAUACUGUCUAUACUCAAAAUUGGGGACCUGGUUUUGUUGCGAGACCUGAAAUUGUAAAUGCAAACCUCACACCCAACACUGGGUUGCCGCCACAGGCUGCUUACCAUCAGUGGACUGGUGCUCCCGUUAGCAACCAAGCUCCACUGCAUACUGCUGCUGGAUAUCCACCUGGACAAGGAAAUAUUGCCGCAAACUUCCCUACUAUGCCCGCGAACAAUGCAUGGAGACCAUCAGUUCAAACCAACAUGCCUUGGGGUGCACAACAGCAAUCAAUGAACCAAAAUGUAGGAUGGACUGGGCCAGCAGCAGCCAUGGGUCAGUUAACCAGUCCUACACCAGGAGCACCUGCUAUGGCAGUUCGACCUGGUACUGUAGGUUGGACAGGCACAGGGCCGAGUCCUACAGCUGGAAACACCAACAUGGUUUGGGUUGCUGCACCAGGGAACACAGGUACAUGGGGAGGUGAUCAAAACCCUAACGUUGGAGGGGCUCAGUGGAAUAGGCAGCCAUCAUUUGGCAGCGGAGGACAAAGAGUGUGCUCAUUCCAUGAAAAUGGGCAUUGCAGAAAGGGUUCUGCGUGUGAUUUUAAGCAUAAUUGAAUGUUGUUAACAUUAGUAGAUAGUUGUAGUCUUCUUUUGCCUUGUACAGUCAUUCACAUCCCAGAUAGGGUUCAAGUUUCUCUAAUAGAUAGUAUCUCCUUAAUUUAAGUAACUCAUGUUAGCUGUGCCCACAAUUUUCCUCCCCUUUCCAACUUAAUUUAUUAACGCUUUUACUUAUAGUGGAUAUUUUAGGCAGCUUAUAGUUAGCACCUAGUUUAGUAGUACUAAAAUAAUCUGGUUUUUGUGAGUGUACUGAUUUGCUAUAAAGAACUAAAAUGCAUCAUCAAAUCUUUCUUGCUCGGGGA